AUGACCGACACGAGAACUAUCAUCACUCAACAAAACCUUCCAAAUGAACAAUACAACAAGACCUUUAUCUGUGAUCAAUUCCAAAUGCUUCUGUACGGAAAACAAAAUUUAAACCUUAAGAAAAAGGCCAGGCCAGAGAACUGUGAUCUCCUCAUAGUAAGGCCAGGCCAAGACGCCUGUCUGAAGGACGCCUGUCUGGAGGACGCCUGUCUGAAGGACACCUGUCUGAAGGACGCCUGUCUGAAGGACGCCUGUCUGAAGGACGCCUGUCUGAAGGACGCCUGUCUGGAGGGACGCCUGUCUGGAGGGACGCCUGUCUGGAGGGACGCCUGUCUGAAGGACGCCUGUCUGAAGGACGACUGUCUGAAGGACGCCUGUCUGAAGGUCGACUGUCACAAGGACGACUGUCACAAGGACGACUGUCACAAGGACGCCUGUCACAAGGACGCCUGUCACAAGGACGCCUGUCACAAGGACGCCUGUCACAAGGACGCCUGUCACAAGGACGCCUGUCACAAGGACGCCUGUCACAAGGACGCCUGUCACAAGGACGACUGUCACAAGGACGACUGUCACAAGGACGCCUGUCACAAGGACGCCUGUCACAAGGACGCCUGUCACAAGGACGACUGUCACAAGGACGCCUGUCACAAGGACGACUGUCACAAGGACGCCUGUCACAAGGACGACUGUCACAAGGACGACUGUCACAAGGACGCCUGUCACAAGGACGCCUGUCACAAGGACUGUCUGAAGGUCGACUGUCACAAGGACGCCUGUCACAAGGACGACUGUCACAAGGACGACUGUCACAAGGACGCCUGUCACAAGGACGACUGUCACAAGGACGCCUGUCUGAAGGUCGACUGUCACAAGGACGCCUGUCACAAGGACGACUGUCACAAGGACGACUGUCACAAGGACGACUGUCACAAGGACGACUGUCACAAGGACGCCUGUCACAAGGACGCCUGUCUGAAGGUCGACUGUCACAAGGACGCCUGUCACAAGGACGCCUGUCACAAGGACGCCUGUCACAAGGACGCCUGUCACAAGGACGCCUGUCACAAGGACGCCUGUCUGAAGGUCGACUGUCACAAGGACGCCUGUCACAAGGACGCCUGUCACAAGGACGCCUGUCACAAGGACGCCUGUCACAAGGACGCCUGUCACAAGGACGCCUGUCUGAAGGUCGACUGUCACAAGGACGCCUGUCACAAGGACGACUGUCACAAGGACGACUGUCACAAGGACGACUGUCACAAGGACGACUGUCACAAGGACGCCUGUCACAAGGACGCCUGUCACAAGGACGACUGUCACAAGGACGACUGUCACAAGGACGACUGUCACAAGGACGACUGUCACAAGGACGACUGUCACAAGGACGCCUGUCACAAGGACGCCUGUCACAAGGACGCCUGUCACAAGGACGCCUGUCACAAGGACGCCUGUCACAAGGACGCCUGUCACAAGGACGCCUGUCACAAGGACGCCUGUCACAAGGACGCCUGUCACAAGUACGCCUGUCUGAAGGUCGACUGUCACAAGGACGCCUGUCACAAGGACGCCUGUCACAAGGACGACUGUCACAAGGACGACUGUCACAAGGACGACUGUCACAAGGACGACUGUCACAAGGACGCCUGUCACAAGGACGCCUGUCACAAGGACGCCUGUCACAAGGACGACUGUCACAAGGACGACUGUCACAAGGACGACUGUCACAAGGACGACUGUCACAAGGACGACUGUCACAAGGACGACUGUCACAAGGACGACAACCACAAGGACUCUGCAGGAUAA
Procambarus clarkii (red swamp crayfish) is the source of this 1806-nucleotide messenger RNA. The record is from RefSeq and is a predicted model, not a curated record. NCBI's taxonomy places the organism in Eukaryota, Metazoa, Arthropoda, Malacostraca, Decapoda, Cambaridae.